Molecule: messenger RNA, 5090 nt
Organism: Solenopsis invicta (red fire ant)
Lineage: Eukaryota; Metazoa; Arthropoda; Insecta; Hymenoptera; Formicidae
Exons: 13
Coding region: 242-2086 (614 amino acids)
Biological process (GO): nucleoside metabolic process
Molecular function (GO): catalytic activity
Source: RefSeq, a predicted model, not a curated record
CAUCACAGGCGCCAGCGCGGUAGAGUAGGAGAGUAAACGAAAAGAGAAAAGGAGCAAUAGUGCAAUCGGUGACGCCACUGGUGAGUGUGGUGACAGUAAGCGGCCGCUCGUCGAUCGGAGCGGAGGUUAGCGUCGCACCUGUGUUACGUCACAAAGUGUUUUGCUUCGGUGCACCUCCCUGUCACCUUUGCGAGGGAACAGCAGUGUGUCACAGCAAACGGAACAGAACGACGUCGCGAAAAUGGGCGAGAAGACUGAGCACAUCGUAAUGACGCCCAAGUGCAAGACUGCGAACUCUACGACGCUGAUAAUCGAAAGGCAGGCUCUGGAGCCCCCAACGGAGAACGGGAACGAGAACAACGUUCACAUCGCCGGCGGGGAUCACAAAGGAAUCGUUAUCAACAAGCAGGCUGUAGCCGUAACAAACGGCGAGGGUCAGCCUGCCCAACUGUGCCUGCAAUUCAGAGUGUUCCUGGUAAGUGCGCAAACAGGAAAGCACACACAGGAACAAAGGACCCUUCAGUUUUGGUUUGUUGAUGCACUUGCUGGGGCAGAACAGCCGAGUGUUGCGCAAGAAUUUUUUAGAGAGCUGGUUACACCACAGGAGUUUCCUAGAGAUUAUGUGGGAUUUAUUAAAAAGAUAAUGAAAUUGAUGCAACAUAAAUAUCCCAGUAUUAAAAAGCUGGAGGUAGAAUUGAGACAACUGGAAGAGCCAAUUACUCUUCCAAGCAGGCCUUCUACUGGUCACUUACUAUUCACACUUCCUCCCUCUGAGAAAGUUAUGUGGAGAUCAGUAUCUACAGACGAAACCAUUAUGGGUCAAGUGAUUGAGUUAACAGUAGAAAAAGUUUUGGAACUUAUUGAGUCUGCCUAUCCGAAUCCAGUUACUGUAGUUGAUAUGGCGAGGGAACAUGGAUGGGAGCCAUCAGCUGUGGAGGCUAAAUUAAAUGAGCUUCAAGAGAAGGGACUUGUUAAAGCAAUGGAUCAUGGAGCUUACACACGUGUUGUCCAUGAAGAUACUCAUAUUCAAGUGGUGAAGCAGAUGCCAACGGUGGCGAAACAACCCACUAUAGCUAUUAUAACAGCUCAAUACUGUGAAAAACUUGCUGUGGAUUCAUUGAUUGAGAAUAAGGAAACCUUUGUCCGCUACACCACUGUUGGUACCGCAAGCUCACCAGACACGAUAGACGGGGUUCCGCGAGUGAUAUGCCGUUUUGGAGAAUCAAAUGUAUAUACUUUGGGCAAUAUCGGUACACAUAGGAUUGUGUGCACUAAAUUGCCAACUGUGGGACACACCAGGGAAGCAAUGACCGCAGCUGGCAACACUACCACUAGAUUGUUAGGUACAUUCCAAAAAGUGGAUUUCGUCUUUCUUGUCGGAGUUGGUGGUGGUGUCCCUCAUUAUACAGAUUAUAAUAAACACGUGCGGCUGGGUGAUAUAGUGAUAUCGCAUCCGACGCCGCUCAAUAAGAAAUAUGCGUAUAUUUAUUGUGAAAGUGCUAAGAUGAACGAAAAUGGGAGCUAUCAUUUUGAAACCAAAGAAUAUUGUCCUCCAAAUCUUGGUCUUCAAGAAAUUGCAGCCAAUCUCAAGAAACAAGCUGAAAACGAAGCAUUUCCGCCAUGGCAAACGUAUAUGAAAGAAGGUCUGCAAAAUCUGGUCAAUCAAUCGGAACACGAUUUUAACGCACCACCACCAGAAUCUGACAAGCUGUACAUGGCGAUUGGAGAAAGGGAUGUCAUCGAAGUAUCUCAUCCAAUCGCACCUCAAGAUUCUAUAAAUAAAAGAAUUGAUGGAUCCUCGCGAAUUCAUUUAGCGCCUGUAGCAUCCGGUCGACAAGUUGCACGAGAUGAUCAACUUAGGCAAAAGUUUGCCACCCGAUUCGGCGCGCUUGCAUUUGACGCCGAAAUGGAUGCAGUCGUAGAGAGCAUUUUGGGUAAUUGUCGCGAGAAUUUCGUUGUAAUCCGCGGGAUUGCCGAUUACAAAGAUGGUACUCGAAUUAAAGAAUGGCAGCCUUAUGCAGCGUUGGCGGCAGCCAGUGUAAUGAAAGCUAUAAUCUGUGCUAUGGAUCCACCUACUAAUGACUAAUGUCAUUUCUCAUCUAGUUUUUUGACUUAAUUUUACGUUACCUAUAAGGUAACGCGCAUAAGUUUACGUAGGACAAAGGAUGAGGUUUAAAAUCAAAGCAGCAAGUAAGCAUAUAUAUUGCACAAAAUGCAUAAAAAUGAUCAAGUAAUUUUAGUAGGUUUUUUAUUAAAUUAAUAUUUAAAGAUGAAAAAAGCAAAAGUUGCAAAAUACUUUAUCUUAUAGAAUAAUCAAUACGUCACGCUCAAAUCUUACAACUUUUUUCAGUGCCAUUUUUACAAACUUAUUUAACAAUAUUUGUUAAAAGGUGUUUUUAUCCAUUACUGUUGAAAUCAAGACGGUCAAGUACUUGAGAAUAUCAAGAAAAAUAUUUGACCGUUAUUGGUUAUCAGUUUUCUUACUUAAAUUUUAUUUGAAUUUUUUAUGCGUCAAAGCUCGAAGAAACAAUAGUGCCAUUAUUAUUUCCUAUAAUUGUCGCAUAAUAUGUUGCGAUCUUUGCAACGAGACGAUUUUUUCUUUGCAAAAAUAAAUUUACGUACAUUCGUGUUAGACGUAUGUUCACACAUACAGAAGGGUAUUAUGUGUUACGAACACAUAUAUAUGUUCGACUUUGAACACCAAACAAUCAGAGGCAACAAAGACUAAUGACGCUUUAAUGGAUUAUUCUCUAGAUAGGUAAUGAAUUUAAUAGUGACUCUGUCUAACUUAAUCUAAUAGCGCUACUGUUCAAUCGUACUUGCUAUGAUUAGGAAUGAUUAGAUGUUGCACCAGGUCCAAACAAGAUACCAGUUAGGCAAGUUACUUUAGGCAACUGUUCUAGUAAUAAAUACGAUAGACGCAACCGAAACUGAAAGUACAUUUGACAGUAUUUAGAUCAGACCGAAGUGAAAUGUCGUUACAGUAUAUUGCUGGAGUAAUUAUUAAAUGUUUACCAGAGUAUAUAUUGACGUUUUCAACAGAUAUAUAUGCAUUCUAUAUUCACACAGUAUACACACAGUAUCUACGGAGGAUCAAUGAACAAAAUGCAUUUUUCUGAAGUUUUUCUCGAUUACAUGCGUCGAAAUGCGCAACAAAGAUUUCUACUACAAUGUGCCAACGUGUUCAUAUUUAUUAAAUUCACUGCCCUUUUAAAAUCCGGAUAAUAUCUUCGCUAAUAAUUUUCGAGACGAGUUUUCUGUAUCUCUAUAUAAAAUCUCAUUGAUAUACCAAUUCUUUCGAUAAUUAAGGCAUUCUAUAUUUACAGGGUAGUGUACAAAAAAUUAAUAUCUAAAUAUCAAAUUUAAAUAUGGACCUAAAAAGACAGAAAAGUAUACAUACAUGCAUACAUACAUACAUACAUACAUACAUAUAUAUAUAUAUAUAUAUAUAUAUAUAUAUAUGUAUAUAUAUAUGUAUAUAUAUAUAUAUAUAUAUAUAUAUAUAUAUAUGUACGUGUUAAUGAUGAAAGAGAAUGUAAAAUUUUAGCAAAAGUCAAAUUACAAAAAAUACGAUUAAUUCUAACUAUCUAAUUCAAAUAUCUUGAAGCAUACAUAAGACAAAUUAUUUAUAUUUAUAACAAAUAGACCAACUCGUAUAUGUUAAUAAUAAAUUAAAAUAAAUAAUAGGCCGAAUUAACAAGCGAAUUUACAAUUUUAAUAGAUCUUGAAAUUUUUUACAAUAAUAUAUAAAUAUUAUUAAAUCAUGGAACAUGUUUCAAUCUUACUUGAUCCUUUUCAAACUGCCUAAUACAAUAACAAUCGAAUUCAUAUGAUAAAGCUGAUAUUACAUACUUAAACCGUUAGGCGCUCAAGACACAAACUAUAAUCGCCUUUUUGAAUGAUAACCAAAUAACUCGAGUGUCGUUACGUAAAGAUGUGGUCAAUAACGUUAUCUAGAUCUUCCUAAAUGUUUUGUCAAUUCAUAUGGUCUGAGUUCCAUGUUUUUAUGUUAAGAUAUGAUGUAACCAUCACCGGCGUCACUCAAAGUCAUUUAUUUAAAAAAUUCCAGGCAUUGGUACUUAUGUCCAUCAAUAAAUGUCAUAAUUAAUUGUAAUGAUGUAAAUUAUAACGUUGUACAACCGUUUAACUCGCUUUUCGCUGUUAAACUGUUUAACAGCGAAAAGCAAGUUGCACGGUUCUUAUCAAUUCGGCGUACGACGUUAUAAUUUACCGUGAUUAAUAUUUAUAUAUUAUUGUAACAAACUUCAAGAUGUAUUAACGUUGUAAAUUUGCUCGUUAAUUCGGCCUAUUAUUCAUUUUAAUUUAUUUAUAUUUAUUUAUUUUAUUUUUUCCCAGAUUCUCUCUAUGAGUUUCUUUCUUUUAGCAAAUAGUUUAAUUCCAAGUGUAAUCUAUUUGCCGUAUACGAGAAUCUAAAGACUUUAUUGAUACACAUAAAAUUUAUUUAAAAAAAUUAUUUUAUUUACACGUGUGUAACAAAAAAAAUCAACAUUAAAUGGUAAAGAAACCUAAAAUCAACACAAACGACAAAAGUCACUUGUUGUCAUUAGAAGCACACAUUUGAAAUUCUAUCAAACAUAGAAAAUGAUUAUAUGUACACAUAUAUGGAUAUAUAAAUAUAGAAUUUAUAUAUAUAUAAAAUAUAAAAUAUAUAAAAUAAUAUAUAUAUAAUAUAUAUAUUUAAAUCGGGAUGUGCGCGCGAAUUUAUAUAAUGGAAUUUUAGAUUGAUUUAUCUGUAAUGACAGAUUCCUAUUUUAGGCCUAAUAUUAGUUGUACGUUAUGAAAUUCCUUUGUCAUAUCAGUCGAAACUUAGGAGCUUCGAGCUUCCAAUUGCGCAUUUGUAUUUGCGUUAUUAUUACGCGCUUUCAAUACUAGUCGCAUAACUGUGUUUUCUACCUGUAUUUAUAUUUGCUACUUAUUAGAUUAUGAUAGAUAGCUAAUACAUAACGUGUGAGUUAUUUCACGUGAUUACUUAGUUUAUAUUUCAUAAGGAGGGAUAUCAUUUCUGUCAAUGUCAAACUUGAAUGUUUACUUGAUGAAUAGCAUAAAUUAUUAUUUGAUAUUUCAAAUUA